UGUCAAAAUUUAUAGUAAACAUAUUAGCCCUACUAUAUACUUAUACUAUAUUUAGUUCUAUUGAAUUUGAAUUGACAUUAGCGAAUUUUCAUUACAGCAAAUUUUCAUUACACUUGAUCUAUCUAGGUAAAACUUGAUUUUCCGUUUAUCUCUCAAAUAAAGUCAAAUAAGACAAUAUGCCUUUAGCUAAAGACUUGCUUCAUCCUACUGCAAUUGAAGAACGCAGGAAACACAAAUUAAAGCGCCUUGUUCAACACCCAAACUCUUUUUUCAUGGAUGUCAAAUGCCCUGGAUGUUAUAAAAUUACAACUGUAUUCAGUCACGCUCAGAGUGUAGUUAUAUGUACCGGAUGUUCCACAAUUUUAUGUCAGCCCACUGGAGGACGAGCUAGACUAACUGAAGGUUGUUCUUUCAGGAAGAAAGCUUAUUAAGAUCCUGGCUCCUGUAUUUUAAUGUACAAUAACAAUAUGAAUAUGCGUUGAAUAAAAAAAACCAUAAAAAAAAAAU
Molecule: messenger RNA, 507 nt
Organism: Acyrthosiphon pisum (pea aphid)
Lineage: Eukaryota; Metazoa; Arthropoda; Insecta; Hemiptera; Aphididae
Gene: RpS27
Product: ribosomal protein S27
Exons: 4
Coding region: 177-431 (84 amino acids)
Biological process (GO): translation
Cellular component (GO): ribosome
Molecular function (GO): structural constituent of ribosome
Source: RefSeq, a predicted model, not a curated record